This is a messenger RNA of Eruca vesicaria subsp. sativa (arugula), 1831 nucleotides long. NCBI's taxonomy places the organism in Eukaryota, Viridiplantae, Streptophyta, Magnoliopsida, Brassicales, Brassicaceae. The record is from the annotation of a GenBank genome assembly.
AUGGCUCCACAUUGUUCAACUAAGACCAUAGUUUUUGUCCUUGCACUGAUCAGCAUUUUCUUCCUCAGCGAAACUGAAGCCCAGAGCCGAUCUAAUCCCCGUCAGCCUCCGGCUCCACGCCGUCCUCCACCUCCACGUCGUCCUCCACCUCCACGCCGACCUCCACCUCCACGCCGUCCUCCACCUCCACCACCAUUUGUCUGUCCACCAUGUGUUUGUCCACCACCAGUAUUUCCACCAAAUAACCCACCACCCGUGAUUACACCACCACCCAAAAUUUCACUAGAACCAGAGAUUCAACCACCUGGAACUACACCACCCGAGAUUUCACCAGUAGAUGUUGAACCAAAGAAUCCAACACCCAAUAUAACACCAUCAGAGAUUUCACCAACAGUACUUGAACCAAUCAUUUCACCACCCGAGAUCUCACCAGUAAUAACUGACCCAGAUAUUUUACCACCCGAGAUCUCACCAAUAAUAACUGACCCAGAUAUUUCACCACCCGAGAUUUCACCAACGGAAGCUCCACCUCCCGGGAUUACACUACCAAAUAUUCCACUACCUGAGAUCCCACCAAUAAUAACUGACCCAGAUAUUUCACCAAUGGAAGCUCCACCUCCCGGGAUUACAUUACCAAAUAUUCCACUACCCGAGAUCCCACCAAUAAUAACUGACCCAGAUAUUUCACCAAUGGAAGCUCCACCUCCCGGGAUUACAUUACCAAAUAUUCCACUACCCGAGAUCCCACCAAUAAUAACUGACCCAGAUAUUUCACCAAUGGAAGCUCCACCUCCCGGGAUUACAUUACCAAAUAUUCCACUACCCGAGAUCCCACCAAUAACAACUGACCCAGAUAUUUCACCAAUGGAAGCUCCACCUCCCGGGAUUACAUUACCAAAUAUUCCACUACCCGAGAUCCCACCAAUAACAACUGACCCAGAUAUUCCACCACCCGAGAUUUCACCAACGAAAACUCCACCACCUCCCAGGAUUACACUACCAAAUAUUCCACUUCCGGAGAUUUUCCCAGAACCAGUCACUCCACCACCCGGAAUUACACCACCAGAGAUUUCACCAAUGGAAAUUGAACCAGAAACUUCACCACCAGAGAUUACACCACCACAAAUUCAACCACCCAAGAUUUCACCACCCGAAACUGAACCAAAGACUCCACCACCCGAGAUUACACCACCAAAAAUGCAACCACCAGAGAUUCAACCACCAAAAAUUCAACCACCAGAGCUUACACCACCACAAAUGGAACCAGAGAUUCCACCGCCUGAGGAUACACCACCAGAAAUUCAACCACCAAAAAUUUCACCACCUGAUACACCACCACCUAGGAUUCCACCAUCCGGGACUCCACCAAAACAAACUCCACCACUUCCUCCUCCGAAAUUCCAACCACCACCGCCCCCACUGCCCACAUGUCCCAAGAAUGCCGCUCAACAAAGAGCAUGUGCCAAUGUUGUAAGACGUUAUGGGAAUUUCCUAGACUUUGGCAGAGCACGACCAUGUUGCUCUCUUAUUCGUGAUUUGUCUGAUAGCGAAGCAGCAGCUUGCCUAUGUGGUUUUGUGCAACCACGAGGUCAACGACGUUCCCCUCCUUCUCGCAAUGUUUUUGUUCUUUGUAGGGCUUGUGGUCUCAGCGUUCCCCGAGGUUUCAUGUGCCCAUAAUCUUUUCCACCCACUCUUCAAAUUUCCUCGAUACACACUAAUACUUACGUACCCUUUUAUACAGAACUAAAUGGUUGCCACUCUUUUAAUUUUACGUUCUACUAAUAACAAUGUAAUAAUAAAACAUAAAUAAAGUCUAUAUUGACCUUCAUUG